UUUCCUCCAUUGGCGGAAAUAAAAUGAACCACCAGGAAACUGCAGCCUCUGCAGGUUAAUCGUGUUCACUGAUAAGUUGUAGCUUCAUAGAGGAUACAGAUCUGUUUAUCACACAGACUCUGUUUUCAGAGCUGUAAUUGUUUCAAAAGGUUUUGCAUAAACUAGUUGUUCGUGCAGUACUUUCAUCCUGCAGAGCUGCUGCUUACGUCUUUUCCCUUUACAUUCUCUCCCACCAGUGACAGGGCAAGUUAGGCAUUUUGGAAUCGGUUAAAGUUUAAUGGCUUUAUUGAUAUAAGCUUAUUACCUUUUAACUGUGGGUCAUUUCAGCACUCAUCCUGUCACCGAAAGCCUGGAAGGAACCAAGACACACAUUUAAUUGAAUUGCUAUAGAAGGAAAACAAAAGAAUAAAAAAACAUGGUCAAGAAAACAGUGCUGAUCGCUUUGGCCGCACUACUGUUGGUAUCUGUUGCCGUGUUUGUGGGCGUCUUCUUUGGCGUGAAGAGGAAGUCGGCCACCGACAAGCAGAUCUACCUGAAGGCCGCUGUGGCAGCGGAUGCUGGACCCUGCUCAGAAAUUGGCAGAGACAUCCUAUUAAAAGGAGGGUCUGCUGUGGAUGCCACCAUUGCUGGAUUAUUAUGUGUUGGACUCCUAAAUGCUCAUAGUAUGGGUAUAGGUGGAGGGCUUUUCUUUACAAUCUACAACGCAAAUACUGGAAAAGUGGAAACAAUUGAUGCCAGGGAGACGGCUCCAUACAACGCAACACGAGACAUGUUUGGAAACAGUACAGAUUUAUCCACGACAGGAGGUUUAUCCAUCGCUAUACCAGGGGAGAUCCGGGGCUACCAGAUGGCCCACGAGCGACACGGUAAACUACCAUGGAAAGACUUGUUUCAGCCGAGCAUUCAGCUGGCAGAGGGAGGUUUUCCUCUGGGCAGGGCCCUGGCUUCAGCUAUAGCUGGCAAAAAAGACAUCAUCCUGAAGGAUCGAGUCCUGUGUGAAGUAUUUUGUGGGGGAAAUGGCGACGUAUUGAAAGAAAACGAGACCAUUAAGUUUACUAAACUGGCAGAAACCUACAGAAAAAUUGCAGAGGAGGGUCCUGAUGCCUUUUAUGUGGGUCCGCUAGCCCAAAACCUUGUCAAUGAUAUUCAAGCAGCAGGCGGAAUCAUCACAAUGGAGGAUCUGAGGAAUUAUACGCCUGUUCUAGAUGAGAGCCCUCUGAGGGUGAGCGUGGGGGAGUACGCCAUGGUUGUUCCCAAUGCCCCCGCGAGCGGCCCCGUGCUAUCGCUGAUACUAAACAUCCUGAAUGGAUACAACUUUACUGCAGACAGUAUGGCAAGUCCAGAGAAAAAGAUCCUAACCUUCCACCGGAUUAUUGAGGCGCAUCGUUUUGCCUAUGCAAAGAGGUCGUCGCUUGGAGAUCCAAAGUUUCUCAACAUUAGUGAUCUCAUCCAGAACCUGACGUCCCAAGUGUUCGCUGAUGCUCUCCGUGAAAAAAUCAGUGACAGCACCACUCAGCCUGUGAACUACUACGGGCCAGACUUUUAUCUGCCUGACAGUCACGGGACCUCUCACAUUUCUGUGGUUGCUGAGGAUGGAAGUGCAGUGUCCGCGACCAGCACCAUCAACCAUCAUUGGGGGAUAUUUUCUUGCAGUUUGGGCUCCAAAGUCAUGUCAAACUCUACGGGAGUUAUCUUCAACAACGAGAUGGAUGACUUCAGCUCUCCUCUCAUCACAAACGGCUUUGGCGUUCCUCCUUCUAAUAGCAACUUUAUCGAACCAGGGAAAAGGCCGAUGUCAUCUAUGGCCCCAGCCAUCCUUUUUGAUAAAGACAACAAGGUAAAGAUGGUUGUCGGUGGUUCUGGAGGAACAAAAAUCACAACUGCCAUUGCUCAGGUCAUUCUGAACACACUGUUCUUUGACUAUGACUUGGGAAAAGCUGUGUCAGAUCCAAGACUUCACAACCAGCUACUGCCCAACACCACAGAAGCUGAACCAGACUUUGACCAGAACAUCCUGAAUGGUUUAAAAGCAAAAAAUCACAACACAGAGUAUCUCAAAUCAUCUGGAGCUGUGGUGCAGGCGGUGGUACGUUACAAAGACGGACUCCGUGCUCAGUCAGACCCCCGGAAGUUUGCAUACGCAGCAGGCUACAGAGACCAUGGGAACAUCUGGGACUGUAGAGACUGUGAAGCUGCCAAGCAACUUUAGUACACCCUUGAAAAGUAAAGUAGAGAAAUCAAAUACUUCCCUGCACCUGAAAGUUUUGUUUAGCUUUUGUUUUUCAAGCACAGAAAAAUUUUCAUCUGAAGUUAUCAGAAGUUGCUUUGCUACAAAUAGAGACAAAGUGUUCAGUAAGAGCUAAGCAUUUCCCAUAACUCAAACUCUACCAAUCUCUAACCAGAGAUUACAGAAUGACAUUGGUUCGCAUGUCAACCUUGUAAUGUAUAAGCUCCUCUUACCUCAGCUGUAAAGCAUUAAGAAUGUUGCAUCACUUCUAUUUUAAGGAAGACUUUAAACAAUAAAGUUAUUUAAAAAACA
This is a messenger RNA of Oryzias melastigma (Indian medaka), 2539 nucleotides long. It is a transcript of the gene ggt1b, whose product is annotated as gamma-glutamyltransferase 1b. The coding region runs from base 416 to 2209 and encodes 597 amino acids. Gene Ontology annotation, biological process: regulation of inflammatory response; peptide modification; regulation of immune system process. Gene Ontology annotation, molecular function: glutathione gamma-glutamate hydrolase. The record is from RefSeq and is a predicted model, not a curated record. The transcript has 13 exons. NCBI's taxonomy places the organism in Eukaryota, Metazoa, Chordata, Actinopteri, Beloniformes, Adrianichthyidae. Gene Ontology annotation, cellular component: plasma membrane.